AAGUUAUCGGACUUGAUUCGUUCAGUUAUAAUCGUUAUAAACUUUUUCGUUUUCGCGCAGUUUAUCGUCCUUCAUCGGAAUUCUUACCGCUAGGAGUCUCUGUUGAUAAGCAACUAUCGGACAAUAUCUUAUCCGUUAUUCACUAUACUUUAUAUCAAAAAAUAAUUACUAAACUUUUGGUUCUUUUUAUUAAAACGGUUGAUUUGAUUUCUGGUUCCGAUCUAAAAGUGUCCUAUAGUGUUGAACGAUUCGCAGAACCUUUUCCGGUUACCUUAUCAACAGCUGACGAAAUGUCAUCAAAGUCACAACCCACGAAUGAGUCUGAAUCAGAGCCAUCAUCUUCGCCACAAAGAGUGAUAGAUUCUGAGGAGGAAUUAUCUUCGGUGGGUAGUGAUGAUAAUGAUGAUAAUGGCAAACGUAGAAGACAAAAUAGGGACCCUAACGCGCCUAAACGACCAAGAAAUGCUUUCUUAAUGUAUUGUCAAAUGCAACGUGAACAAGCGAGAGAGGAAAAUCAAAACAAAGGGUUUCAAGACAUGUUUAUAUAUGCUGGCGGAAUAAAUUCGGACUAUGUUGGUGAUGAACUAGAUUCCGUAAGUGAGGAAAUGGUCGAUGAAUUAGCAGCAGAUAGAGAUGCAAACGGCUGGCACGGCCCAGCUCACGAAUUAAGUGAAGACCAGGCGGAAGCGUCACCAUUACAUAUUAAAAUGUUACUGUUAAUUUUUGGAAUUAAGAUCGAAUUUCUUAAUAAACCUUUUAAUCAUCAAGAAUUUUAUCAUCAAUAG
Molecule: messenger RNA, 785 nt
Organism: Racocetra fulgida
Lineage: Eukaryota; Fungi; Glomeromycota; Glomeromycetes; Diversisporales; Gigasporaceae
Source: the annotation of a GenBank genome assembly